Messenger RNA from Fusarium venenatum, 351 nucleotides. Lineage: Eukaryota; Fungi; Ascomycota; Sordariomycetes; Hypocreales; Nectriaceae. The record is from RefSeq and is a predicted model, not a curated record.
AUGCUCGGACAAUUCAAAAGCCUCAGAGCUCCGGGUACGUUCCCCGAUGGGACCGUGUCGGCCGGCCGGGCGGGAGAUCAGACCCGGCAGGCAAGGAGGGCGUAUCGUUCCCUCGUGAUGAUUGUUAAGGUUGUUGGCAUGACUCAGGAUAGCUUGUUUCUACCGAGCCAUUGGCUGAGGAAUGGAGUUUAUGAUGGCGGCGUCUGGAACACAACGAGCCAUCGAAACACCUGCGAGGCUACAGAGGCUACAACACUCCACGUCGUGCUCGUCACAGCCGCGGGUUUCCUAGUUGAGGAUGACACGCUUCUUCCACGUCAGCAGCAAGAUACCGAGUUGGCCAUUCGAUGA